AUGUCACCAUCCGACGAUGCGCCGACGAGCCGCCACCUCCUGCUCCCACUCGAAGCCCCACGGUAUGAAUAUUGGCGACCCGGAUGGACAGAAGCACCCCAUGUCUCUGCUCAAGCUGUAGAUGCUCUCCGCUACGCCGGCAGGCGCAGUGCGAGCAUAUCCGUGCCAGACGGGUAUCUCCUUCCUGAUAGCGACACCGCGCCACAAGGUCCGAAAGGCCUCUCAGGCUCAGAUGGCACCAGGGGAGCAGCCCUUACGGUCGACACCGACGCCACUCGUCAUACUGGUGACGGGUCCGAUUCCGAUUCCGAGGAUGGCAGCGCCGGCGCACAGGGUAGCGGCAGCCGCAGGACACACGCAUGGAGGAAGGGAGACACACCGCAUGUGGCGGCCCUAUUAGGAAAAGAGCGGGAGGUUGAUCGCCCCGCACCAGCGGCACCUUCCGUCGCAAGGGAUCCAUACUUUGAUAUGGUGGCAGACGUUAGGGCCGAGACACGCAAUUCAGUAGGCAAGCAUCUUUAUACCGUGAAAACGACGCUAGACCGCAGAAGACAUUACCAUCAUGUCUCCCAGUCGUACCACCUGUCGAUUGAUACAGGAGAACCAGAUACAUGGCUAUAUGCUUACGGAUUCCAGAAAAUCAUAGAAGACGGCGAGGGUACUUACGCGUGGUCCCGGGUCGAGGCAGAAAACGGCCACAUACACAUGAACCGUUUCGUCGUUCCCAUCCCGAGCGACGGCCUUUCUUGGGAGCUCCCGGGCCCCUUUCCCACAGAGCACGCCCCGUCGCCUCCGCUGGAAUGGACGACAAGGCACGCCGACGGUGGACUGGCUUACCUCCGCUACGUGCCGCAUGGCAUCCUCCAAACGGAACUGCCACGCUGGCAUUGGAAGGAUCGGCAGCAGAGCUCGACGCCGCUGAGGAUCCCCUGUGUCCUCGCAUACGCUGCCAAUCGCAGGCUCGCCAUGCAGGUUCGCGCUGGGCACAUCGGAUUGGCUGUACCUAGUGCGGGGAACUUUACAGGGGACCCUUCCGUUUCUAAACCGUCAUUCUUCGAUGCCCUCGAAUCAUCACCUGAUCUACAGCUCGACGAGGAAGCUGAGAGCAGCAUUCAGCCCCGCAAGUUCCUGAUCAAACUGAACCACCCAGACGUCGAGGAGGAAUGUUUGAGGGGCAAAGCCCCGAGCCUGGUGUAUUUUGGAAGCGCGUUCCCGUGCAUACUGCAACCGCAGUUCACACCUAAGCUCUUCGUCUACGGCCGGGUCGACGUCGACGUUUCAAGCCCAUUGAAGUACGAGCAUUGGCGGCUCGGGCUGAGCUCCAUCAGUCUCGUUGACGCGGACGCGCCGGACGACAUUCUCACAAUCGACCUCGCGAAUCGCGCUGUCGAGCCGUCCAAUGACGGCGACACUGAUCCCUCAGCUGAUAAGACGGCUCGCGACUACGUACAGGUUAUACUCGACACAGGCUCGACGCACAGCGUCCUUCCCCGGCGCGCUGUGCAGACAAUCUCCACCAUAUGGCUACGAAACAAGGAAGAGCUGAAGGAUGGCGGGACCGUCCACGCUUAUUGUGGCCCCGAACGCGACUUGGACAAGUGCGACAUCGUGUUCACGUUCAGAGGGCUGGAUGGUGCCCCAGUGAAAUUUCAAUGCGCUGCGAAGCCGUUCCUCCAGUCGCCCUGGGCGUUGAAGACCGCCAGCGACGCUGCGGGUGAGACGCCUAGACACUACUACAGCAACAUCCGAGCGCACGUCCCGGGCGAACCCGAGGAGGAAGAGAGUUGCGACGUGCCCUUCGUCUUUGGCACGAGCUUCUAUUGGGCGGCAUUUGUCGAGCAUUGCGGGCCCGUCCGGGCCAAGGACACCUCCGAAAUUCACGAGCCGUACGUUUGCCUGGCCGCUCAAAGGGCGACCAUGCCGGAUGGAAGCAUAGGCUACGCGAAAGACUUUCACGUACCUCCGGAUCCACCACCCAAGUCCUCCGAACAGCCUGCGAAGCAUGAGUGGCCAGCCUCAACGACAUAA
Trametes versicolor FP-101664 SS1 is the source of this 2028-nucleotide messenger RNA. RefSeq lists its product as uncharacterized. The record is from RefSeq and is a predicted model, not a curated record. NCBI's taxonomy places the organism in Eukaryota, Fungi, Basidiomycota, Agaricomycetes, Polyporales, Polyporaceae. Gene Ontology annotation, biological process: proteolysis. The transcript has 14 exons. Gene Ontology annotation, molecular function: aspartic-type endopeptidase activity. The coding region runs from base 1 to 2028 and encodes 675 amino acids.